AUGGUGAGAAAGGUUAAAGAUGGCACGAAAAUUAAAUUCUGGGGAGCUGAGGGACAAAAAUUGGCAUUAGGGAGACGAAUCAUGUACCAAUGUUUCCCCUGAUAAGCCCUUAACAGCUGUAGCCAUUCCUCAAGUUUGCUGGCUUCUCCUGAUCUCCUCUAUUAUGUCAAGAAACAUUUUUUUUGGUGCUUUCUGUUGUGAACAUAGUAGGUACGCACCACAUCUCCUCACCAAAUUCUCCACAUUUUUCAUCCUAUCUAAAAUUGUUAACCCUUUGUAUUCCGUGAAAGAUUGAUGACCUGUAGACAUUCUAAUUAUGUAGUUAGAUAGAAAAUAUAAGUUGUUCAUUUGUCACAUGUGGAAGCAAGUUUUCAUGCCAAAGAAUUAGACGGAAGGGAAAGAAAAUAUAGCUGCACUUUGGAGGAUAGCUCCUUGACAGAUCUUGUAUGCCUUUAACGACUGAUAGGGGUCAAAUUGAAGCUGAAGCGAGAAUAGUUAAUUCCUACGAAGGGUUAAAUUUUGGUGCAGACUGGCUGCAAUCUCCUGCCUGAUUUUAAGAAAAAGCACCUUCUGUUCUAUCUGUACUGAUUUUUUUCUUUCCUGAAACCAGUUAAUUCUUCAGCCCUGAAGUGACAUUUUGUCCAAUAUUCCAGGUUCUGCCAGGAGGUCAGGGGCUUGUGCCUUAUUCACAUAUAGAUGCCAACAUUUCUGGGUUGGCAUCAUGCGGGGCCUCUGGAACGUAUCCCUAGGGAGGAAGAGUACAGAAACCCCAGUAGGAAGGAAGCUGGACUCUAAAGGAUGUCAUUUCAAGUUAUAAACGAUAUAAAGGCCCAGAAACUGUAGCAUAGACGGGCACAUCCAAAAAUUGGAAGCCUUGCCAUUGCAUGUCAGGCGUUGACAGUUGGGAGUGCAGGGCCUGAGAUAUUGCCAACUAUGUAAACUCAGCCAAAACUGCAAUCCUUUUUGGAAGUUGUUAAAACUGUCACCAUCUAACUCUAGAUUUAACUACGUUCUCAAGGCAAGAAGGCCAGUAAAACUUUAACCGAAGCAUUCAUUUAGACGUUCGAAAAACAAUGGUAAUAGCAAAAGAAGAAACCCCAUAUCUACACGCAGUUUAGUAACUUUGUGUUAUCAGAUACUUGAUCUGACAAUCAUCUUUUCUCGAUGCAUUGAUUUCAAAAUUUGUCAACUUUUGUCUAUUGGACAUAAAUGGUUAACUCAAAUUUGAUGAUACUGCAGGAAGGUGGUAAGGAUGAGUCUCAGGAUGACGUAGAGGCGAAGCCUCUCUUAGAUGGUAUGCCCCAGCCCCAGACUUCAACAUCAAGCAUUAGGUUCAGUGUGAUUCUUAUCAAUCUUGUUAAAUUUAUCAUCCUCUGCAGUUCCCACGCGUCAUACUGCAGGUUUUGUGGACAGGGGAACCGAGAAACCCCAGUGGAAAAUUAAGUAAGUGUAUCUUACUGUUUCAUAGUACUUAUUAUCAUGCCUUUGUUGAAAUUCUUCCUUAUGACUCUUUGUGUAUAUCAGGUCAGUUGUGACUGUUGCCCUAACAUUGCUCACAAGUUCUCAAGCAAUACUGAUUGUGUGGUCUAAAAGAGCUGGGAAAUAUGAGUAUAGCGUCACAACUGCAAAUUUUUUGGUUAGUUGCUACUGAAUGAACUCUACUGGGGAUUAUUUAUUGCUUUCUUCAAGUUGAUAGUAUAAGUCGAAAGAAACUAAAAAUAUACCAUUCUAUUGGAGAACAAAAAAUCUGAGCCAACAGGCAUUAAGUCGGAGUGCUUAUUCCGACUGUUUAAGUUUGUGAUACUAUUGUCUUAAUUCGGGAACGAUUAUUACCGGUGACUGAUUUGAACUUUACAACCAACCAUACAUCCAUGUAUUUGUGUGCCACACUCCUGUACACAUUGAUGAUAUACAUUUGUGCCCUUAUUUUUUUAUUUUAUCCACUGAGCCCUAGAAAAAAAUUGUUAUCUGCAAGCCUACCAAGAUUUAGUUUUCUGAUUGCGUCAGUUCUCUGAAAAUUAUUUCUACAAUGUUGUUAGGUGGAGGCUCUCAAAUGUGCAUUAUCACUUGCUGCCCUCUGGAGAAUCUGGGGAACUGAAGGUGUCACUGAUAAUAACAAGUGAGCCUUGAUUUGAGAACCUGUCUUCUUGAUUAAUCCAAGUCUAUCUUUUCUUUCUGCUUUCUUUUUUUCCUUUGCAUUUGCAAGAAAUUUCCUGAUGUUGAUGUCCUCAAUUUCAUUCUCUUAAUCUGCACCAUCAGGUAGUGCUUUUAGUUUUAAAUAUGAAAACUCACAGGAUUUCUGUGUCUAACAUAAGAGGAGAUGAGAAGUUGCAAUGGGACGUAAGCGAAAUAUUUGAGUGAUUUUAUGCAUCCGAAAAUCAACCCAAAUUAUCUCUGGCUGUAAUAACUCGUGUAUUUUAUGGCGCUGCCACAAAUGGAUAAUCCUAAAAGGGGGUUCCAAUGGAUAGUCAUCUUGCAUAAUUGAGUACCUCUAUCUGCUGUUGCAAUACUAUUCUGGAACACGAGUAGCAAAGCGUAGGGAUAAAAAAAUAUAUUUUAUGCUGAUAAGAAACGUAUUAUAUUGAGAGGGGAAACUGCAGCUUAUUCUAGUUUGAAGGUUAGGUCUUCUUUAGUUCUAUCAGUUUGUGCUUUCUUGUUUCUUGGUAGCUUUUUAUUUUUAUUUGUCCCCUUGGUAGUUGUUUAUUUAUGUAAUUACUUAUGGAGGGAAUCAAGGAGCGGUACCUCCUUGUGAUGAAUAUAUUUUUAGAAGGAGAGUUGUACCAUUAAGAGAAGCGAUGAUAUUAAACUUUGAUGGAUUCUUGGAUUUUUCUCAUCAAGAAAAUUUGAUGAACUUUAACAUUAAUUUCAUUGCAAAUAAUUGGUAGGAUGACACAUUGAUGUAGUCAUCACAAGAGCCACAAAGGAUUCUCUAAAUUCAUUUGGUUUUAGUGUUAAGGAGGAAUCAACUCAUGAAGGCCUUUAUUUUGCUACUGAAGAAAGGAGGUGUUUUAUUGCAUGAAAAUAUAGAAGGGUAGGAUUAGUGGGAAUCUAGUGGCUUAUUCUUAUUUAGGUUUCUGGUGGAAAGGGAUUGCUCAUUUUAUUUUUAACUCAGAUAUCUAAAAAAGAGCUCUUGUUCCAUUCAAAUCAAGCCAAAGUGAAGCUACAAGUGAUAUCUUUAUGUUCAGAAAAGGCUAAUAGUGGCGUUUCCCCUCACUUAGGUGAGUUAUGUCGUUCCUCACUUUCCCUCACUUGCCUGAUUGAGGUUUGUAGCAUCUUUGAGCAUGAUGUCGGCAGACCAAUGAUGGAAGAAGGAAAUGGAGGUUGGGAGCAGAGGGGGGUGGGGUUUGGGGGAAGGCAAUUUCUUUAAGCAAUGUCAAUGUCAUUGGAGGUAAACAAUAAGGUGAGUGAUAGCACCAUUAGUUAAUAGGAUGAGGGUACAGUUUGCUUAUUUAUGUGAUGAUAGCAUUAUUAGUUAGCAUAGACCUCUUAAAACAAAUAUUGAGCCAUCUGAUGACGCUCUUCAUCCUUGGUUGCUGCAUCUCCAUUUAGAAGGAGAUGAAGGCCUGUAGUCACUCGCUCUCAUAGGUGAUGUAGCUCAAAUAGUGUAGUUGUUGAAGAUCUUGGGACAGAAAGAGACUCUUAUCAUGUCAAAAUAAUUUUUAAAAAAUUCCACGUAAUCCUAAGUUUUCGUACUAGGGUAACAAGAAUAUGUGCAAAUUGAUCAACGGGGUUUUGGAAUAAAUGUGUCAAGAAGAUUCCAGGGUCUGGUCGUGAUGUAAAUUAUGUGUCUAGUCUAGAACCUUCUGGGGGUCUGUUAUAAAUACCAGACCUCACACACUUUGUAAGAAAAUUUCUUUUCGAAUAAGAGAAUACAUUUUCUCCACGGGCACUGGGGUCAUCUUUCAGCGCACCGAACUUGAUUCUAUCAUCAAUACAAUGUUUAUCCUGACAUAGCUUAUGUCAAUGGAAUAGAUAAACAUUAUUCAGUUCCACAAACAAUCACGCUUUUAGGUAUGAUUUCAUCUUUGAUCUAUUAUGUUAGAUCUAUUUUAGCUUAAAAGAAUGAUAUUUUUUUGAUGUCUCAGUUUCUCACAGAUGCUUCACAAACUACAUCAGCAAAUCCCAUGUCCAUCCUGAGGAAAACUUUAUGGGUCGCCAUAGCUUGUGGCAACACCUGGACUCUUAGUCCGUGAAUGUUGUUCGAUUUUAACAGGAAAAAUAUUGAAAAUUUGAAUUUUUAUGAGUAAUUAUUUGGCAUCAAAUCCAUUAAAAGGUGUGUCGUGUCACCUGAAUCUUGGAAUGUUACGAUUAAGCUUAACUUUUCAAGUACUUUCGUAAUUUGCUCUAUUAGUUCUUCAAUAAACGCUCGUUCGUCAAUCAAGUUUUUUAAUGACUUUAUAGUUAGGUCGUUCCUGCAUUUUGGAUAAUCAGUCUCAUUUUAGACAGGGGUGCUACUGAUCAGCAUUUUUAUUAGGCUUGCCCAGCUGGUUAUACCUCUAGGGAAGUGGUUGCAGCUACUUUUGUAGUGAACUCUAUUGCUUCUUUAAUAAAUGCUCAUUCUUCGAUCAAGCUUUUAAUGACUUUAUGGUUAGGUCGUUCCUGCAUUUUGGAUAUUCCGUCUCAUUUUAGACAAGGGUGCUACUGAUCAGCAUUCAUGAGGCUUGCGUGGCUAGUUACAGCUCUCAGGAAUCAGUUGCAGCUACAUCUACGUUGCUACCUUAACUGAAUUUCCGUUUAGCUUGUUAUUCACUUUGCAGUUUUUGUACCACACCUGGUGCAUUUUUUGUGGGUCUUGAUAUAAAACUCUGUGGCGACGCUGUCUUGUUUAGGUGCUCACAUUAUGCUUCUUCAAGUCUAAACAUGUCUUUCCAUGUAUGUAUUCAUGUUAAUUUCAGGUUAUUUGCGUCUCUGGAUGAAAUUACCGUCUGUACUGUCCCCGCUGCACUUUACCUUGUUAAGAAUUUGCUGCAGGUAUACCUAUCAGUAGUUUUGACUUGUUAGAUCCUAGUCACCUUAUUGGAACUGAUGGGCAGCUUCAUCUACAUGUUUCCAGUACUAUAUCUUUGCCUACGUGGAUGCACCGUCUUACCAGAUAUUGAAGAACUUCAAUAUUGUUAGCACUGGUGUGCUAUAUCGUAUCAUUCUAAAGAGAAAGUGAGUUAUUUCAAUAAAAGUUAGCAUGCCUCUUUCUUGCUGCACUUAUUUUUUUUGAUAAUCUUGUGAAAAGAGACUUCAGUGUGGCAUUCCCUUUCAGCAGGCAUGUUGUCGUCUAAAUCUGACACAAACCAUACAAGGAUAAACAGUUGGGAAAAAUCUCUUCUAAUAUCAAAUCAUAGAACGAUUGCUAGUUAUAUAGAAUUACCCUGGCCACAAUAAAAGGGAACUACCUGGGUUAAGGAAACCGAACAUAAAGGAAACUAACAAACUAGGAAACUGAUCAACAGAAACUAACUCCUAGUUACACGUUUUUCCCACAGAAACAUUACUGAUAUGGGACGCACCAUCCAUAUGACUGAUUUAAGGAAUAUAGAAAUCAGCAAAUGCCAAUUUAAAUGAAGGUUGGCCAACUAAAAAAAUAUCCUUAGUUAGGUCCCUUGCUUUCAACACCAGAAUUAGACUGUAAGAAAAAUGGAAACUUCCUCUGAUUAGGGUGAUUCUUUAUGAUGUGUUAAGGGUGGACUAGAACAGGGGAUAAGGAGGUAGGCUGGUGGGGACUUGGUGGACAGUUAUAACCAGCAAUAGAAGAUGUUUGAUAGCAGAUUAAAUGCGAGGUCCAAAAUAGGAUUGACAGUGAUUAUAACUUAAACACAUGGAUGGAGACUUGCACGUGGUAACCUUGGAGCAAACAGCCCACCAGCUAUGCCCCUCUCGGAGAUGUAGAGAUCUCACACAACCUAAAGGAUGCUAAGGAUAAAACAAGAACGAACUAACUCUCAGCUUCUCGCUUUACGGCCCUGAUUUCUCACCGGGGGUCUUUCAUGACCUGCUUCGAGGAGGCUAGGAGUAAUUUUUUCAUUCAAAAUGUGUUUUUUUGACAUCAAGUUCAGCUUACUAGUUAUAGGAGCAACAUGAGACCUCUGAAGUGACGCUCUUAAAUGUGGCCUAUAGAUAUUAUAACCGUUCCCAUAACUAACGGGCUGGAAUUUCUGUCUUAAAUUUAAUAGAAGUAAGAAAAAUGAUUGGAAUGCACUAGGGCCUUCAAUAGGCUUCAAAUAUUUUUAGAAAUCCCAAAACGGUCAAAGAUAAACUUCGACUUAAUGGCCUACGAAAAUUAGCCAAAGAAAUCCCUAUUUCAUUAUUCACCAGGUUUUCUCAUGGGCUUCCUUCGAGUGUUGACGUUGACUGGUGCAUGGUUGACUCCGAUGUCCUCAUCAAUUACUCAAGUUUACUUGAAGUCCAUACAACAGCGAUCGGUUUCAUCGAUCAGAUUUCUUGUCAGAACCAAUCUCUCACCUGUGGCAAUGAUCUUUCCAGUCAACUGAAGUUGUCCUCAAGACUGGAAAAGUGGCAAAAUUUUACUUUGGGCCAAGUUAUGGCAUUCGACCACAUAGAACUAGGGUUAUCUAGAGGCUUAAUUUUAGGAGGCAGGAGCCUGUCCUGGCCAUCAUGGCAGCCCCUGCUGGGUCUGACAGCACAUGAGACGUAUACUGAUUCAAAUGCUGCCUUGGAGAUGACCGCUGUAUUUGCAGUUGUUUAUCUUCCUGUCUCAGAGACAACUGUAUUUGCAGUUGCUGCUCUGCUGUUCAGUUUCUUGGAGACAACUCUGUAAAACAUUUAUGUGCUGCCAAGGGACUCUUAUCAAACUCCACCACUCGAAAUUGCAGCUAACAAACGUCGUUUCGAACCCCUAAAUCUCCCCGCUUCUUGGAAGCUCUCUUCGUUCAUCCCGCCAGAUCUGUACUUUCCGUUACGAAUUUCAAGGGCAUCCUAUGAAUUUGAGCCUUCAGAGAUAGAUAGGCCAAUCUAUGCCACAGUCGAGAACUUGUCAACCUGCUUGCUGGACACGCAGUUUUCCUCUAUCUAGCAGUAACAGGUUGUGAAUGGGAACAUACUGUUGGUGCGGCCUCACCGGUCUCUUGGGGAAUUGGUUAGACGUCCCUGGACCCAUCUGGGUUUUUUAUUGUUUAUUUUGGAUCGGUAGUUGUGGGUAUUGUUCUAGGCUUUGGGUCUAGACAUACCCUGGACACCACGGCAUAGCCUGAACACUGAAUGAAUUAUUUUAGAUGGAUCUGUUUCAGAAGACAACGUUUGCAUAGAUGCCUGGAUUUUUUAUUAUCAUAAUUUUGCUAUGGUGAGUUUUGCUUGCUGUGGGGUUGGUUCUAUAUUGAAUCUGGUUGUAGUUUAUGAAUUGCUUCGUGCUUUCUUUGAAUAUUUAAGUGGAUUUGAGCUUGCCUAAACCUUGAAACGGAAAUUUGCAUCUCUAGGACCAGGGUUUUUUUAUGCUAUCAUCACUAAAUGUUCAGCAAGUUCCUGGGGUGAUUUUUGAAUUGCGCCCCUGCUGAUGAGAGUCUGUUAGGACCCUGAAGCUGGACAGGAGAGGACAGCGGAAAGAUGGAAAUAGAGAAGGAGAAAUCGAAGAGUAAUAGUAGGCAUUGUAGGGGUGGGCCCCGAAGAACCCUAGAGUUGUUGGGGACGCUCGAGAGGUCCCCUGCUCUCCCUCGACCGCAGCUGCCCUCAAAUACUUUCCCCGUACUCCCUCUGUUACUCCUUUGCGACCUUAGUAGCCCCGAGCCCCUUGCAUCAUAAGUCUCAUUUACCCUUCACUCUAAUGACUCCCGCUUCCACUGUUGUUAGGGUUCUUUGGUCUUCUGCUGUCGGGGUGGGCCGGACUGAUGGGCCCCUUCUCCUGUGCCUGGAGUAGAUUAGGCCCACUGGGGGCCUAACAGAGUCCCAAAGAAGGAAUUAAAUGAUGAUUAAUUUUUUAACAAUUCAGGAGGAAUUUACCUUUCGACGAUCUACAAUUGAAGCUAUUAAAGCUUGAAGAAAAAAAGAUGAAGACGACUAGGGUUGAAACACUCCCAGUAUUCAGGACAUGGGUAUAGACUGCCGCAAUUAAAUGAUUUUUUGUCAACAAUUUGGAAAUAAAAUCCGUUUUGCUCAAUCUGUCUGGUAAUUUGACCAGGAAAGUGAGGGAUAUUGAUCUUUUCUGUUGUUAUUCUAGUCCUAGUCAAUGUUAUAGUCAGUAAUGGUGAUUUACUACGGCACUGAAUCUUGGCUUCCGUUGUCAUGAGACCACACUUCAUGUGCUCACUGAUUACAGGCUAAGCGAGGUUCAGUGGGCAGCGUUUAUCCUUCUAUGUGCAGGGUGCACAACUGCUCAACUUAAUUCUUCGUAAGUAGUUCUUCGUUUCUUACAGCUUUCUACAGCUUUCUGAUGUUCGUUUUUCAUAAUUCAUCCUAGUAUGAACAGAAAAAAAUCUACCAGAGGUAUACUUAACCAGAUUAGCUGUGUGAAAAUCAUCCAAGGAUGAAAAUAAGUUAGAAUCAUGUGGGAUUUUCGAAUAGCUCAGCGGGACCAGUCUGCUGCUCGUUUUUAAGCAGAAGCUCUUCUUACUUGGUGCAGUUCUGAUCGUGUCCUUCAAACUCCUCUCCAAGGUUGGAUGAUGGCCAUUGUGAGCUCCAGGACCCAAGAAAUGAAUACUUGUUCCACUACUCUUUUCUUGCUCAUGUCUUUGCUCAGUGGGAGAUGAACCGUUGCCAUUUUAUACAGGUCAUGGCGCUCCUGAGUGGCUUUGCCGGCGUCUACACGGAGGUGGGGGGACCCUCUGAACGCCAUUCAUGAAUAUUGCUGUUUUCGUCUUUUGAUUUUCUCUGAUGGAUCAGAAUCUGCGUUUGGUUUAACAGGCUAUCAUGAAGAAGCGGCCUUCCAGAAACAUCAACGUUCAGAACUUUUGGCUGUACGUUUUCGGCAUGAUCUUCAACGUGAUUGCGAUUUUCGUCCAGGAUUUUGAUGCCGUCAUGAACAAGUAAGCUCGGAUAUGGCAUAUAUAAAUAUAUAUAUUCCUGGCCUUUCAUGGGCCUGACAAGUGAUGCUUUAUGCAUUCAGGGGCUUCUUCUUCGGCUAUUCAUUGAUAACGACCUUGAUGAUUCUCAAUCAUGCCCUGAGGUAACAUGCCCAAACCAUCAUCAGCAAGUGAUGUUAUUCGGGGUUCGUCUCUCACAAUUCGUCUAAUCUUUUCAGUGGGAUCGCCGUGUCAUUUGUUAUGAAAUACGCCGACAACAUCGUGAAGGUGGGGCAUGAUCUUGACCAUCUAAUCCUGGCGUUAUUUUAGUUUUGGAUGAGUUUGAUGGAUCUCAUUCUGAGUUAAUCUCUGCCAACCAACUUGGCUGUACAUCGAUUUGCAGGUGUAUUCUACCUCGGUGGCCAUGCUUCUGACCGCCAUUGUGUCCGUCUUCCUCUUCAGCUUCCAUCUCUCCCUCGCCUUCUUCCUCGGAUCGACGUAAGCAUCUUAUCCCCUCUCUCUCUCUCCCUCUCUCUUAGUAGCUAUUUUUGAUAGAGAGAGAGAGAAAGGCUGUGGACUUCCAGGUGAGCCGAGCUCCAGAAUCGCUUUGCCCGCUGAGACCCAGCCUCUCUUCUUCUCUGACCUAUGAAAUCCAAUGCUCUGAGGCUGCCAGUCUCAGAGAGAGGUGUAGAGAGAGAAAAGGGGUGUUGACUUGCAGGGUGGGCCGCCUCUUUUCUUUUCUAAUCUAUGAAAUUGGAUGCUGUCAGGGUUGUUUCGGUCGCCGUUUAUCUGCACUCGGUUGGGAAGCCGCGAAGAUGA
Spirodela intermedia is the source of this 9761-nucleotide messenger RNA. The record is from the annotation of a GenBank genome assembly. NCBI's taxonomy places the organism in Eukaryota, Viridiplantae, Streptophyta, Magnoliopsida, Alismatales, Araceae.